Oncorhynchus masou masou (cherry salmon) is the source of this 2632-nucleotide messenger RNA. Its product is annotated as phospholipase A-2-activating protein-like. Gene Ontology annotation, biological process: ubiquitin recycling; proteasome-mediated ubiquitin-dependent protein catabolic process. Gene Ontology annotation, cellular component: cytoplasm; nucleus. Bases 87 to 2486 code for a protein of 799 amino acids. Gene Ontology annotation, molecular function: ubiquitin binding. The record is from RefSeq and is a predicted model, not a curated record. The transcript has 14 exons. NCBI's taxonomy places the organism in Eukaryota, Metazoa, Chordata, Actinopteri, Salmoniformes, Salmonidae.
ACUUCCGCCUUACUUGCCGGCCGCUUCUUGUUGUCAAGAAACGUCACUUCUCAGCUCAGAAAUUACAUUGUGAUAUUGGGGAUAAAAUGGCAUCACCUAACUCAUAUAAACUAAGCUGCUCUAUACCUGGUCAUGAAAUGGAUGUGAGAGGUCUUUCAGCUGCUUUUUUCCCCGACGGAGCCUUCGUGUCUGUUUCCCGAGACCGAACCGGACGAGUCUGGGUACCAAACUCAAGCCCAGACAGGGGGUUCACAGAAAUGCAUUGCAUGACAGGUCAUCAAAAUUUUGUAUCCUGUGUAUGCAUCAUCGCUCCAAGUGACACAUAUCCUCGGGGACUCAUAGCCACUGGUGGAAAUGACCACAACAUAUGUGUUUUUACACUGGACCAACCACAACCAUUAUUCACCCUCAAGGGACACAAAAACACAGUGUGCACUCUGUCCUCUGGAAAGUUUGGAACCCUACUGAGUGGCUCAUGGGACACCACAGCAAAAGUCUGGCUCAACGAGAAGUGCAUGAUGACCUUACAGGGGCACACAGCAGCAGUGUGGGCAGUGGUCAUAUUACCUGAACAAGGCCUCAUGCUGUCAGGAUCAGCUGACAAGACCAUCAAGCUGUGGAAGGCUGGGCAUUGUGAGAAGACAUUUACAGGUCACGAGGACUGUGUCAGAGGGCUAGCGGUGGUCAGCGACCUGGAGUUCUUUUCCUGCAGCAAUGACACCAGUAUCAGGAGAUGGCUGGUGACUGGGGAAUGUGUGCAGGUAUACUACAGCCAUACCAACUACAUCUACAGCCUGGCCGUCUUCCCCAAUGGACAAGAUUUUGUGAGCACAGGAGAGGACCGGACCUUGAGGAUAUGGAAGCAGGGCGAGUGCCAACAGACCAUCCGUCUCCCAGCCCAGUCAGUGUGGUGCUGCUGUAUCCUGCCCAACGGGGAUAUAGCUGUGGGAGCCAGUGACGGCCUCAUCAGAGUGUUCACUGAGGUGGAAGACCGCAUGGCCAGCCCUCAGGACCUCCAAGCUUUCGAGGAUGAGCUCUCAAAGACCACCAUCGACCCCAAGACCGGGGACCUGGGGGACAUCAAGAUGGAGGAUCUUCCAGGCAGGGAUCACCUUGAUGAGCCUGGGAAUCGGGAAGGACAGACGCGGCUGAUCAAAGAGGGACAGAAGGUGGAGGCGUACCAGUGGAGCGUGGCCGACAGCCGCUGGAUGAAGAUAGGAGAUGUGGUGGGAGGGUCCAACCAGCAGACCUCCAAGAAAGUCAACUAUGAGGGGAAGGAGUACGACUUUGUCUUCACCAUCGACAUCAACGAGGGUGGCCCGUCCAUGAAGCUGCCCUACAACGUGACGGACGACCCCUGGCUGACGGCUCACAACUUCCUGCAGAAGAACGAGCUCAGCCCCAUGUUCCUGGACCAGGUGGCCAACUUCAUCAUCGAGAACACCAAAGGACACACCUUGGGAGCCGCCCCACCCAGCGCUGCCGACCCAUUCACUGGCUCAGGCCGAUACAUCCCUGUAGCUGCCGACAAUAGAGCAGGUUUUGGGGCUGACCCCUUCACAGGCACUGGGCGAUACAUCCCGGGAUCGGGGACUCCCACAGGGGCGCCGGUGGGCGCGGCAGACCCCUUCACAGGUGGGGGUGCCUACUCCUCAGCUGCCUUGAGGCAGACCUCCACCAACAUCUACUUCCCCAAAACGGACGGGGUGACCUUCGAGCAGGCCAACGCCACACAGAUAAUGGCCAAGCUGAGGGAGCUGAACGGUGGGGCCCCUGGUGAAUACAGGCUGUCUGAGGAGGUGCUGGGGAGCCUGGAGAAGCUGCUGGUAUCUGUAUGUGACCCCUGUGCCUCAGAGCAGCCCACCACUGAGCAGAUCAGCCUUCUCUGGAAGACCUCUCACUGGCCAGAAGACAUCGUCUUCCCCGUCCUGGACAUCCUGAGGCUGGCGGUGCGCCACCCACAGGUCAACGAGAGCCUGUGCGGCGGCGACGCGGACAAUGGCGUUGCGCUCUGCAACCACCUGCUGAGCCUGAUGAAGCCGCAGGCCCGGCCAGCCAAUCAAAUGCUGGCGCUGCGGACGCUCUGCAACUGCUUUAGUGGCUGGCGUGGUCGAGCCCUCCUAUUGGCCCAACGGGAGGCUGUCCUGUCGCACGCUGCCGACCUGUGCUCCGUGUGCAACAAAAACAUUCACAUCGCCCUGGCCACUCUCGUCCUCAACUACGCCGGCUCCCUCCACGGCCAGCCUGACCUGGAAGCCAAGGCCCAGUGUCUGUCGGUGGCCAGUGCGGCGCUGGAGUCUGUGCAGGACAAGGAGGCGGUGUUUAGGCUCCUAGUGGCCCUGGGGACCACAGUGGCCUCCGACCAGACGGCCCAGGAUCUGGCCAAGUCCCUGGGGGUCACGUCACAGAUCGCCAAGUACACCUCCGUCACUGACCCGGCCAAGGUUGGCGAGUGCUGCCAGCUGGUUUUAAAAGAACUGCAGUGAUCUGAUCUCAUUUUCUGUGUUUUAAUCCGCACCAGUAUCCCCUUUCCCCUUACAUUAUUACUAGUCUCUGUUCAAGUGUUUUAUUGAUUUCUGACUGGUGGACUGUUGGAUUGCAUGUGCUGCAAUAAAAAGAUGUACAAAUUGAA